Cylicostephanus goldi is the source of this 645-nucleotide messenger RNA. The record is from the annotation of a GenBank genome assembly. NCBI's taxonomy places the organism in Eukaryota, Metazoa, Nematoda, Chromadorea, Rhabditida, Strongylidae.
AUGGAGAUCACUGCACCAUUGAUAUGGAUGGAAAUCAUCUCUCCAGAUGAAGAAUGCGAAGAAGAGGAAUCACCAUUCGGAGGCCCAAGACCUAUGGUCCCAUACACGUCCAUGUUCUUUUUGUCUCCAUCAAAUCCACUUAGAGUACUGGUACACAGCAUAGUGUGUACAAAGUACUUUGAAAUGAUGGUCAUGGGAGUCAUUUGUCUAUCGUCCAUAUCUUUGGCAGCCGAAGAUCCAGUCGAUGAGGAUAAUGCCAGAAACAAGGUUCUGCAGUACAUGGACUAUUGUUUCACCGGAGUAUUCGCGUGCGAGAUGCUCUUAAAGUUAAUCGAUCAAGGCAUCAUUCUCCACCCAGGAUCCUACUGUCGUGAUUUCUGGAACAUACUCGACGGCGUAGUUGUGACCUGUGCACUGGUUGCAUUUGGAUUUGCAGGCACAGAGGGUUCUGCAGGAAAGAACUUGAACACUAUUAAAUCGUUGAGGGUUCUCAGAGUGCUGAGACCAUUGAAGACCAUCAAAAGAAUUCCGAAACUAAAGGCUGUAUUUGACUGUGUCGUCAACUCUCUGAAGAAUGUCUUCAACAUCCUGAUUGUGUACUUUUUGUUCCAAUUCAUCUUCGGAGUCAUUGCAGUGCAGGUAUAG